AAAAAAAUUUAAGAAUAAUUAAAAAAAUUAAGUAAAAAACAAAAAAAAUUAGAAAAUAGUUAAAAAAACCUGCGGGCUUCAAAAUUUCUCCAAGUAAACUACCUGCACACGACAACAAUAACAUUACAAAAAAUGGCCUUAAAAUCAAUUCUUGAAACGCAUUUAUUUUCCAAAAAAAAUUUACAAUUUUAAUUUUUGCCGUACAAAGGCAACCAAGUAAACCAACGCGCCACCUCACCCAACAAGAGCACUUGAAGUAGAAACAACUACAAAAACAACAACCAACCAACUACCUACGCCCCAUAAAGGCAACAUACACAACCUAAAUGGAUUUAUAUUGUUAUCAGCCAACGCCACCUGCCUCACUCAUGGAUUAUCCCGUUGGACCGCAUCAACUGCAAAACGGCAGCAGCGGUGUUGGUGGCAUCGGCGGCAUCGUCAACAACACUAACGCGUACUUCAAUAAUAUUUAUACAAAUGGCGUUGCCAACAACAAUAAUACUAGCAACAACAAUAACAGUAGUAAUCUUUAUAAUCAUCAUAGUAACAGUGAUAGUUCAUCGGUGACGACGACAACAACAACAGCGACAAAUUUUGGUGAUUGCAUCGGUUUGGAGCGGGCUUUCGAUUUCUACAGUGAUCGAGGUAUGUUAUAAAUUAGCUGCUGCUAUCGGAAUUUCUCAUUUUCCCCUAAAAUUUCAACUGGUUUGAGCGCAUACAUUUAUGAGGUACUGUAAAUAUUAGGUGCAUAGCAUACAUUUACGCGGUACUACAUAUAAAUAUUGAAAAAUAUACAUAUGUGUGAUGUAUAAAGCAUACACCAAUACAUACAACUAUUUGCAAACCUUACAUGGAAAGGUUCAACUAUAAGUAUUUUAUACAGCAUACUUUUCAUCAUGAAUCAAAAUUUUUCUAUAACCCUUAGAAAGUCGGCUUAAGCCAAAAAAAAGAAAUGAGCAUAAUUGCUAACAAAUUUGUUCAAUGAAAAAAGAUUGCAAAAAUGAAUGACAUGUGUACGCCUACAUGCAAAUCAUGUAUGCUUUUCAAACGGUACUUUCUAAAAGUACGCAUUUGUCGAUAAACAACGGCAACAAUACAUAGGCCUCUGAGUAAGCAUGACAAAACACAGAAUGCCGAACGACAUGCUCCUUGACACACUUUAUACAAAAAACACGCACUUAUCUAUUAUUUUGCAAUUAACAUUAAGAGGGCGAAAAUACAUACAAAAUAUGAACAGAAA
This is a messenger RNA of Bactrocera tryoni, 1240 nucleotides long. Its product is annotated as nitric oxide synthase-interacting protein homolog. The record is from RefSeq and is a predicted model, not a curated record. Lineage: Eukaryota; Metazoa; Arthropoda; Insecta; Diptera; Tephritidae. The transcript has 2 exons. Bases 327 to 656 code for a protein of 109 amino acids.